Molecule: messenger RNA, 1083 nt
Organism: Linum tenue
Lineage: Eukaryota; Viridiplantae; Streptophyta; Magnoliopsida; Malpighiales; Linaceae
Source: the annotation of a GenBank genome assembly
AUGCAACCAACACCUCACAAACCCUUUGAAACUAUAUCCACUCCCCAUAAUGAGCAGAUGUGAACAUUAGAGAUCAGAAAUACACCCCCAAAAACCCAAAGGGAUAACCCAACAAAAACAAAACAAAACAAAUAAGCCAAGCCAGAAACAACAGCAGCAAAAAACUAGUACUGGUUUGUUGGUUGCAGAGGACAUUGCCAUACCAGCACCCACUCCUUUCCAUCUACAGACAGACAAACUAAGAAGAACACAUUUCACAGUAAUGGCUAUGAGAAAUUGCUUUCAAGUAACCAGCAGUUCCUGCAAGGUUGGAAUCUCUGCUCACUGCACAACCCAUUCACUUGCCUCAGCAGACAAGCUCAACUUCCCAUCUUACACCAGAAGAAGAGAUUUCAACAACUCACUCGCCACCUUACCAGCUUCCAAACCAAGGAGAUCCCACUUCAUUUGCAGAGCUCAAGAAGCCCUUGACCAAGUUAAACCAGUGACGGAUAAGACAUGGGACAACCUGGUGAUAGCAUGUGACAACCCAGUCCUGGUGGAGUUCUGGGCGCCAUGGUGUGGACCAUGCCGGAUGAUAGCUCCGGUGAUCGACGAGCUUGCCAAGGAGUACGCCGGGAAGCUGUCCUGCUACAAGGUGAACACCGACGAGAACCCCAACAUUGCUAGCCAGUAUGGGAUCAGGAGCAUCCCAACUGUGCUCUUCUUCAACAAGGGCGAGAGGAAAGAGAGCAUCAUUGGUGCUGUCCCUAAGUCCACUUUGUGUAGUACUCUAGAGAAGUACAUUGAUGGUUGAGAAGAAGAACAAAAGACAAACAUAAUUUCCUCCAAUGCCCUUUUUUUUUUUUUUUUUUUUUUGCAAAUUCAACCACUUUGUUCUCCAAGUUACAGUAGUAUUAUCUGACGAUGAUGGUCUAAGACACAUGUGUAUAAACAAGCAUCUCUAUGUAUUUGGAAUGCUCCUCCUGCUGCAGCCUCAAUUUUACAGCACAAGAUACCUGAUAUAGUAUAUAGCCAACAUUUCCUUAGAAGGGUUUAUUUGGGAUUCGAGUAUUUGAUUCCUAGAAUCCAGCGAUUUCGGAG